This is a messenger RNA of Paramuricea clavata, 750 nucleotides long. The record is from the annotation of a GenBank genome assembly. Lineage: Eukaryota; Metazoa; Cnidaria; Anthozoa; Malacalcyonacea; Plexauridae.
AUGGACAAUCUCUAUUUACCGACGGUGAAUUGGCUUACCAUCGGUACCGACGGUACCGACGGACAGUGUUUUGGAGGGCUACCUUAUGCCAUAGCAAUAAUGCUAAAUAUUUCAUUCACCAACGGACUUUUCAGAUUUACCGACGGUGAAUUCAUUUCUCCAUCGGUACUGAUGGAGAAUCUCUAUUUACCGAUGGUGAAUUGGCUUACCAUCGGUACCGACGGUACCGACAGACAGUGUUUUGGAUGGCUACCUUAUGCCAUAGCAAUAAUGCUAACUACCUCAUUCACCAACGGACUUUACAAAUUUAGCGAUGGUGAAUUCAUUUCUCCAUCGGUACCGAUAGAGAAUCUCUAUUUACCGAUGGUGAAUUGGCUUACCAUCGGUACCGACGGACAGUGUUUUGGAGGGCUACCUUAUGCCAUAGCAAUAUUGCUAACGACCUCAUUCACCAACGGACUUUUCAAAUUUACCGAAGGUAAAUUCAUUUCUCCAUCGGUACCGAUGGACAAUCUCUAUUUACCGAUGGUGAAUUGGCUUACCAUCGGUACCGGUGAACAUUCAUUAUUUACCGAUGGUAUAUUCAUUUUUCCAUCGGUACGGAUGGACACCGAUGGUAAAAAUAUUUUCACCAAACUAACCGUCCGUAUGCUUGCUACAGUAUUGGACAACCCUCAUUAUGUGUGGUCGUCGCGCGUGUGCGCAUGCGUGACGGAGAUGUUACUCCGAAGCCAUGGUCCACCGAAGUGA